Effrenium voratum is the source of this 690-nucleotide messenger RNA. Lineage: Eukaryota; Dinophyceae; Suessiales; Symbiodiniaceae. The record is from the annotation of a GenBank genome assembly.
AUGCGCCGAAGGGCGGCUAAGAAGGCCAAGCUCCUGGGGCGUGAGGCGUUGAGAAGAAGAGAGGAGAGGCGGAGAAGGGAGAAGAAGAAGGACAAAAUGAAGUCGAAGGACAGUGGAUCCGAGAGCUCAGAAGACGCAGGGAAGAAAAAGAAGAAGGACAGUGACUCGGCAAGCGAGAGCGCUGCGAAGGUCAAGCGAAAGAAGAAGGCAAAGGACUCCAGCGAGAGUUCCAAGAAGAGGAAGGAGAAGCGGAAGGAGAAAGCAAAGAAGAAGGCCUCAGACAGCACAGAGGUGACCAAAAAGACGGGCAAAAAGAAGCGAGGGUCGGAUGACAGCACAAAGAAUGGCGCCAAGAAGAAGAAGAAACAGGAGAAACGGUCAUCGGAUGAGGACAGUAGCAGCAAGGACUGGAAGAAGAAGGCCAAAAAGAAGAAAACCUCAGAGGCCGAGGAGAGUUCGGAUGAAGAUGGCAAGCAGAAGAAGCAGAGGCAGAAGAAGCAGAAGGAAGAAAAGAUGAAGAAAGCAAACCAGAAGCGCAAGGACAAGGCGAAGUUGGCAAAGAAAGCAAAGGAGAAGCAAUCUGCAAGCGACAAGGAGAAGAAUACGAAGGCAAAGAAGACGGCCUCUUCCAAAGGCGAUGAGGGAAGCGCAAGCCCUCCAAAGCAGCCAAGGACUGGGAGCUCAUCCUGA